Fragaria vesca subsp. vesca is the source of this 2014-nucleotide messenger RNA. RefSeq lists its product as uncharacterized. The coding region runs from base 1 to 1710 and encodes 569 amino acids. Lineage: Eukaryota; Viridiplantae; Streptophyta; Magnoliopsida; Rosales; Rosaceae. The transcript is spliced from 10 exons. The record is from RefSeq and is a predicted model, not a curated record.
AUGCACCCGUACAACCGCCUACCGAGUAGCGGACACAACAGCCCGUCGCCGCCGCAUUCGCCGCUCCGUUCGCCCCGCUACCGCCAAAACCGGUCCUCCAAAGCAUCCUCGGGUCGGUUCAUCAACCAGCCGGGUCGGACGCUAAUCCAACGCAUCGCCUGGCACCUCCUCUCCGUUCUCAUCCGCCGCCAGGGCUUCUUCCUCUUCGCUCCUCUUCUCUACAUCUCCGGCAUGCUUCUUUACAUGGGCUCCGGGUCCUUUCCCGACGACCGGUUACCUAUCAUCCCCCGCCAUUUCGCUCCCGGCUCACGGUACCGCAGCCCCCAGCUCUACGAGAAGCUCCGCUCCGAAAUGGACGCCGAUAACUCCUCCGCCGAUGCGAUUUCGACUGUCUGGAAGCAUUCGUUCAGUGCGUAUAAGGGUGGGGAGUGGAGACCGUGUGUGAACACCUCCUCCGGAGUUCUGCCCGAGUCAAAUGGUUAUAUAUAUGUUGAGGCAAAUGGUGGUUUAAAUCAGCAGAGGACUUCUAUAUGCAAUGCUGUUGCCGUUGCAGGAUAUCUCAAUGCAACACUUUUAAUUCCCAACUUUCAUUUUCAUAGCAUCUGGAGAGAUCCAAGUAAAUUUGGUGACAUAUAUGAUGAAGAUUAUUUCAUCAGUUCGUUGGAAAAUGAUGUGCGGGUGGUCAACAAGAUUCCUGAGUAUUUGAUGGAACGAUUUGAUCGCAAUAUGACCAAUGUUUACAACUUCAGAAUAAAAGCAUGGUCGCCAAUUUCAUAUUAUAAGGAUGCGGUUCUCCCAAGGCUACUUGAAGAGAAGGUUAUACGGAUUUCCCCUUUUGCCAAUCGGUUGUCAUUUGAUUCCCCUCCAGCUGUUCAACGACUUAGAUGCUUGGCUAAUUAUAAAGCUCUAAGGUUUUCAAGUCAUAUAUUAACUUUGGGAGAAACUUUAGUUGCAAGAAUGAAAGAACGCAGUGCGAAUUAUGGUGGCAAAUAUAUUUCUGUGCAUCUUCGGUUUGAAGAGGACAUGGUUGCCUUUUCUUGUUGUGAAUUUGAUGGUGGGGCGCAAGAAAAGGUGGACAUGACCGAAGCAAGGGAAAGGGGUUGGAAAGGGAAAUUUAACAAACCCGGGAGGGUUAUACGUCCUGGAGCAAACAGGAUCAAUGGAAAAUGUCCCCUUACUCCUUUGGAAGUUGGCUUGAUGCUUAGGGGAAUGGGAUUUGAUAAGAACUCAGUUAUCUACUUGGCAUCUGGAAAGAUAUAUGAUGCUGAGAGAACGAUGGCUCCAUUACUGGAAAUGUUUCCUAAUUUGAUUACGAAAGAGAUGAUUGCUACAGAUGAGGAACUUGCUCCGUACCAGAAUUAUUCCUCCAGGAUGGCUGCAAUAGAUUACACUGUUUGUCUCCACAGUGAGGUAUUUGUGACAACUCAAGGAGGAAACUUUCCCCAUUUUCUGAUGGGACACAGGAGAUACUUGAAUGGUGGACACUCCAAGACUAUUAGGCCAGACAAGCGGAAAUUAGCAUUAAUCUUCGAUAAUCCAAAAAUCGGAUGGAAGACUUUCAAGCGUCAAUUGCUUAGUAUGCGGUCUCAUAGUGAUUCAAAGGGGUUUGAGCUUAAGAGGCCAAAUGACUCUAUAUAUACCUUCCCAUGCCCGGAUUGCAUGUGCCGAACAAACAAGUCAGAGGAUUCAAAACUGUCAUUAGCUACGUGAUUUGGCAUGUUGAUGUUGGGUGGGUGUUCCCUGCACCCGUGAUUUUGUGAGCACACCUUGCUGCUGACCCCUCUUUUUUGUGUUGGUAUUCUUUCAUUUUUUUGCCCCCUGCCUGUAUGUGGAGAGGGCAUACACUCAAGUUUUGGGAACUACGUGGAAUUUGUUGGGGGUCUGAAUUAUUUUCCUGGGGAUUGGACUGCGAGGAAGUUGCAUAUCUUGUAUAUGUGCCUGAAGAGAAGAGGCAACAACGACAACAAUUCUUCCAUCACAGCAGUUCUCGGGUGUUGACUGAGCGUUUCGUAUU